CUGUCUAAGAAACUGAAAGCUAACCAGACACCGACUGCCAUGGAUUGCUGUGCCUCUCGCAGCUGCAGUGUCCCCACCGGGCCCGCCACCACCAUCUGCACCUUCGACAAAUCCUGCCGCUGCGGAGUCUGCCUGCCCAGCACCUGCCCACACACGGUUUGGUUACUGGAGCCCACCUGCUGUGACAACUGUCCCCCACCCUGCUACAUUCCUCAGCCCUGCGUGCCCACCUGCUUCCUGCUCAAUUCCUGCCAGCCAACCCCAGGCCUGGAGACCCUCAACCUCACCACCUUCACUCAGCCCUGCUGUGAGCCCUGCCUCCCAAAAAGCUGCUGAUGGAUGGCUACUUUGCUCAGUGCCCGACAACGAGGAAUCCAGAAGCUGUCUCUUCAGUAGUCACUUGCCUCAGUAGUUUACCAGACGUUAAGGUAGAUCAGAUGGCCCAGAUAUGAAGAAUUUACCUUUGGUUUUAAUGGGGGGAAAAAAGAAAAGUAUUUUUCAUGGUUAUUUAGCUGAAUAACCAUUUGGUUCCUGUGGGCAGGUGAAUGUGUUUUAUUAGCAAAAUACUGUUUCAAUCUGUAAGACCUCAGAUUACAUGUUCUUGAUCAUACUGCUUCCUGGCUCUUGUUUCUUGUAUUGGGUAUUUCCAUAGAAGAAAAUUUCUUGGUGGUUUUUCCAAUAAACUAUAUUUCCCUGGCAA
Mandrillus leucophaeus (drill) is the source of this 700-nucleotide messenger RNA. Its product is annotated as keratin-associated protein 3-3-like. The record is from RefSeq and is a predicted model, not a curated record. Lineage: Eukaryota; Metazoa; Chordata; Mammalia; Primates; Cercopithecidae. The coding region runs from base 40 to 336 and encodes 98 amino acids. The transcript has a single exon. Gene Ontology annotation, cellular component: keratin filament. Gene Ontology annotation, molecular function: structural molecule activity.